This is a messenger RNA of Endocarpon pusillum Z07020, 3303 nucleotides long. RefSeq lists its product as uncharacterized. Lineage: Eukaryota; Fungi; Ascomycota; Eurotiomycetes; Verrucariales; Verrucariaceae. The coding region runs from base 1 to 3303 and encodes 1100 amino acids. The record is from RefSeq and is a predicted model, not a curated record. Gene Ontology annotation, cellular component: DNA ligase IV complex. Gene Ontology annotation, biological process: DNA recombination; nucleotide-excision repair, DNA gap filling; double-strand break repair via nonhomologous end joining. Gene Ontology annotation, molecular function: ATP binding; DNA ligase (ATP) activity; DNA binding. The transcript has a single exon.
AUGCCUUUCAAGUUCCGUCACCUCUGUGAUCUAUUACAAUCCUUGGAUGACAAUAGAAUCAAGAAGGUCACAUAUCCACGGUCCAAGAACUCUGACAUACCAAUCAUUGUGUCGUGGUUCAAUAAGCACGACAGACAAAUUCCAAGAUGUGGCAAAGAAGCAGUGGCGUUCCUUUCAUGCUUAUUCCCGGAGCGACGGGCCGAUCGAGUCUACAACGUCCAAGAAAAACGACUCGAGAAGAUUAUCGGACGCAGUCUGGGGCUCGGCAGGACACGAGUGAUACAUCUGAGUUGGUGGAGGACUGCCAAUGGCGCCGAUUUUGCUCAGACAGUACAGAAAGUCAUGAGCGAAGCGGAGUUCGAUCGACCCAGGCCUCAGCAUGAAGUCACUUUGGAAGAAAUUGAUAAUCUGUUUGAUAGAAUAGCGGCAAUGUAUGGUGGUUCGGCACCAGGACUGCAGGAGCGUAUCCUCGAUCCCACCUCAGCAGAUGAAGCUCUGCAGCCUUUAUUCCCUCGUUUGCAAAGUUAUGAGGCGAAGUGGCUCGUCCGAAUGUUUCUCAAGCGGUACACACCCGUUGAAUUGCCGGAGAGACUGGUGAUGCGUCAAUUCCACCGCUUGUUGCCCGAUGUACUGCGCCUCCAGAACUGCUUGACAGCUGCCAUCAAUUGCUUAAACGAUCCGGCCGUAUCACAUAUUUCCCCAAGGUCGUCGCUAAGCGAGGAACAAGAGCAUGCGGUCAAAGUCGAAGUUGCGCGCCAUCUUAAACCACAAGUUGGUAUCAUGGUCCAACAGCAAUCUUACGACAAGGCCAGGAGUAUCCAACAUUGCUGUGACAUGGCUACUCGAAGAAGGUUAAGUUUGGAGCGCAAAUACGAUGGCGAAUAUUGUCAAAUCCACAUCGAUGUUUCAAAAGGCAAGAAGGUUAUCAAGAUCUUCUCAAAAAGUGGGAAAGACUCGACUGACGAUCGUGUUCGGCUGCAUGGUGCGAUAGAAAAUGCUCUGAAGCUCGGCAAAAGAGAUUGUCCAGUCAAAAAGCAAUGCAUCCUGGAAGGUGAGCUAUUGAUCUGGCAUGAAGGAACCAAGCGGAUCCAACCGUUUGAGAAGAUCCGAAAGCAUGUCACUAGGAACGGCCGCUUUCUUGGGAAUGAUCAGGACUCUCCCAGAGACCUUCAGGAGAGAGUCAUGAUCAUGUUCUAUGAUCUCCUCUUGUAUGAUGACAUAGUCUGCCUUAACGAGUCGCUCGAACAACGGCGAAGCCGGCUUCGUACCCUCGUGCGGCGGGUGCCAGGCCAAGCGGAGCUUGGAUACCGGGAGAAGAUCAACUUUGCCUCUUCUGACGCCAAGUCGUUGCUUCGUCUUGCCUUUGCAAGAUGCAUCAGCAAGGGCUGGGAAGGCUUUGUAUUGAAAGGAUGCGAUGACCCAUACUUCUCCCUGACAGGGUCACCUCGAUGCAUUAAGCUCAAGAAGGACUAUAUUACUGGCCUAGGUGAUAUGGCGGACUUAGCUGUCGUUGGUGGGCGGAGAAUCGCGAGGGACGAGCAGGCUCUGAAUAUUGGAAAGUUGAGCUGGACAGUCUUCUAUCUUGCCUGUCUCGAGAAUCGAGAGGAAAUGCGUCGAUUCUCAGCAAGGCCCAAGUUUCGAAUCGUUGGAGUGGUCAGUGCUGCAAAGAAGACACUUUCGCCAGAUCGCACACGUUUGUUCAAUAGACUUGGCCAGUUCGAGCGCAUUCCAUACGCGUCCGUAAGAGUAGAGAUGGAAGUGAUUAUGGACCAAAAGCUUGAUCCACCAACCGAACUUUUCAAGAAUCCUUUCGUUGUUGAAGUGGUUGGAGGUGGCUUCGAAAAGCCUGCCAACGUCUCAUUCCACUCGUUGCGAUUCCCUCGUGUUACUAAAGUACAUGAAGAUCGAUCGUGCCAUGAUGUUAUGAGCUUCGAUGAGCUGCAAGAGCUAGCCGAGAAGGCCCAAGCCAUGGCCACAAACGAGGACUCCCAAGAGGAUUGUGAAUGGAUCGAUAGGCUCACUCGGGCGGAUCCAAGGUCAAAUUUUGUUACGGAGAACUCAGCAGGCACAACGACUGAAAGAAAUACUAGCAUUGCAACAAUAAACAGCCACACGCCUAACGCUGGUCGCUCAUGUAUCUCUCCGCUGCUUGUACGCAUUGACACGCAGGAAAUGACUGAGGAGGAGCAUCGCGAGAGAGCUCUAACUAGUGGAAGUGAGCACUCCUCUGUUCUCUUGCCUGCAGUAGCAGAUAAUGGCACAAAGCGUAAGCGGGUUACUAUCGAACAAAGCCCAACAGCAAACAUGUCAACCAAGCGAUUGAAGUUAUCACCACAGCACAGUAGCUUCCGAUCUAAGUACAACGAUUGUAUUCAUGAGCCAGAUCUGCCAGCUCGUGGUCUACAGCUGCGCCGGCCAUUUUCGGAAGUCCAAAACCGUUCUGCUGCACCAGGCAUACCGUCCUCAGAUUCACAGCCUUCGCCUGAACUCGGUGCAGGACCCUCGCCCUACAUUGUGAGCAGGCUUCUUCCCCAUCCACCGAAUAAAGUGAGAAGCCACUCCUCCCUUGCAGCAAUAGUUCAAGAUACAAUUACCAAAGGUCCUGCUCCCAGUGCUAUGUUCAGAAAGAUACCAGGAGAUCCACCACUACCAACGCCUCCGAUAUCCUCAGCUGAGAAAGGCCGAACUGGAAAGGCUGAAGCUGUUUCGGUUGCAGAACCAAAAAGGACCUGUACUACGCUACCAGAUGACACAGGAGCAAAUCAGAACCUGAGCAUGACCCUGCCACACGCGAUGCCAAGCAACGAAGAGAGACAACCAUCAUCUAUACCGAUCAUGUUGCAAGGUUUUUCGUCCAUUGUCUACCUCCCUCCCGCAGUUGCCACGAAGCUGCCAAGGGAUCAGCACGAACUGAUCUCUCAACUUGCCAACGCAAAAGCUUCCUUCACAUUUUCCGCCGGCGUUGUUCUAGACAGCAUAGAAAGAUCAGCUGACACUUCAUACGUCGUCAUUGUUGAUGUUGCGAAUGCCGAAGAUACUGGACGUGGACUAGACGCCUUCCAUCAAUCCAUCUCGCGGCUGUUGAAAAAUGGUCAGGGCACGGGCGAGGGUCGCCUCAUAUUUCUCGAUUGGAAAGUCUUGCAGCAUUGGGGAUCGAAGGAGCUAUCUACCACAACACUUGAGUCUUACUUUGGUGGAUGUUUGGCUUGGGAGAGCGGUUUUGAUGCUGCUGGAGAGCGGACUUGGGAGGUCAAUGUCAUUUGGGAUUGGGCGGAGGUGCUGGAUAUAAUUGACGGAAUCUGA